CGUCGAUCGUUAGACUUAAAGUGAUUUGGACCUUGACAUUUAUAUCAUAUUUCUGGAUUUCUCUGAGUUAACGAGGCGAUUUCUCAAUGAUGGACGAAUUAUUUGAAUAUACAGGUGCCAACUCGUUGGAUUGUAUUAGUGAUUAGUUAAACGACGCCUAAUUGGGAAACCUGCUCGAAAACAUGUGGAAGAACUUUCGUAUACUUUUAAAGGCGCUAUUUAUGACUGUACCUAUACUUUUUCUCAUCUUCAUACUUGCGAACCUCGUUCUUAAUUUUGGUCAACAAUCAAAACCUGAAACAUCAAUAGACAAAAAAACUAAUGCGAGAGUGUACACUGCUAAUAGUACUGUUGAUUCAAUGGUUUAUCAGGUAGUGUCACUAAAUUAUACUGAGUCAGUUGUAAAAAACAAUACUAUGAAAGUUCUAUCAAAAAACAAUUCUGCCAAACUUCAUGUUAAAAACAAUACUACAACAGUUGUAGCUACAAACAAUACCACAAACAGUACUCAAAUUUACGAAUAUUUAUUUUCUUACCUUCAUGUUCCAGUUCAAGUGUGUUCAUCAAAUGGUAAUACAUCUGAUCCCUUCUUGUUAUUUGUGGUCAAAUCUGAUGUUUACAACAUGGCCAACCGAAUGGCUAUACGAAAUACUUGGGGAGCUUUUUCAAAUCCAGGCAUAAAACUGGUUUUUCUCCUUGGAUAUUUACCAGUGAUGAAACCAUUUAUACAGAAAGAAAGUAACAUGUAUAAAGACAUUAUUCAACUGAAUUUUAUAGACAAUUACCAUAAUAAUACUAUAAAAACAAUAAUGGGAUUUAAAUGGGUUGCCUCCCAUUGCAGCGGUGCAAAGUAUAUCUUCUUUGUAGAUGACGACUACAUUGUCAAUACCAAAUACAUUUGGGAUCAUUUGCAAAGUUUGUAUGUUGCUGAAAAGCGCAGUUUGUUCUUGGGAUUCGUCUGGAAAGGUGCAAGACCUAAAAGGAAUACUAAAUCAAAAUGGUACAUCUCACGAGAUGAUUUUAAGGAUAAUGUUUGGCCACCAUACGCCAGUGGUGGUUCCUUAGUACUGACCGUUGAUAUCAUUAAUAAACUAAUGACUCAGUUCAAAGUUAUAAAGCCAAUGUUUAUAGAUGACGUAUACCUGGGUAUUGCAUGUAGAAAUUUAAACAUUUCUCUAAUUCAUGAAUCAAGAUUUAGUGUACGUUAUCGACCAGAUAAAAUGGACCAUUUAUUUUCAUCACAUGGAUUCAGAUCUCCAAUGAAAUUAGUUGAAGAUUGGAAAAAGUUCCAAAUUAAAUAUGAUAUGUUAAUAUAGUGUCAACUAUCUGUUUGGAUGCUGACUUUAAUAAAAUGUUAUGUAAAAU
This is a messenger RNA of Mytilus trossulus (common blue mussel), 1365 nucleotides long. RefSeq names its product beta-1,3-galactosyltransferase brn-like. Gene Ontology annotation, molecular function: UDP-glycosyltransferase activity; hexosyltransferase activity. Lineage: Eukaryota; Metazoa; Mollusca; Bivalvia; Mytilida; Mytilidae. The record is from RefSeq and is a predicted model, not a curated record. The coding region runs from base 183 to 1316 and encodes 377 amino acids. Gene Ontology annotation, cellular component: Golgi membrane. The transcript is spliced from 2 exons.